AUGGCUGAUCUCGAUUAUGAGGUCGUGGACUCAGUUCCACCAGAUGAUCAUGUUUGGUCAGAAUGGAAGGAACUGGUCGAAAAAGAAAACUGGUCCUCAGAUGACCAAAGUGUACUCACUCUCACACCCUCAUUACCAACUACGCGAGUUGUAAUGGCAAAGAAGAAGCAAGAUGGAAGUUUCAUUGGUUGUGUCAUUUGGAAUGAGUACGACAAUAUUGCUUUUCUUGGCUUCUAUCUACUGAUACCCGAAGCUCGCGGUAAAGGAAUAGGCUCCCUCAUGUGGAAGCGUGCGCUCGACAGAAUGCCAAAGGAUUACAUACUUGGACUCAGAGCAGUGCCAAGCAUGGCCCUGCGCUACAAAUCCAAGGACACACCGGUGGAUGGACCGCAACAAUACGCAUACACCAUGAGGUGGCAGAUAUUGUAUAGCAUAGCGGAGAAGCACGCGGAAACGGAUCGCCUCGUUAAAUUGGUGCGUGAUCUGACAGAUGAAGAAUACCAUCAACUCGAACAAUUCGAUCGCUCCGUUACAAAACGCGAUCGAACCUAUUUCCUACGUCGCUUUCACGAUCUACCUUUCACAGUAGGAACUGUGCUCUUCGACAAAAAUAAUCAGAUAGUAGCAUGUGCCAGCGUCUGUCCUACAACUCUACCAGCUAACAAACUCUAUAAAAUAGCUCCAAUCUAUGCAUCCAAUGUAGAAGACGCUUUUACCGUUAUACGACCUUUACUUGAUGAGGUGAAAAACUUAGAUAAUGAGGCACGCAUCAUCCUUCACAUUCUCACAGAUACCGCUGGUUUUGAACAUCUAGCUCCAUUACUCAGUCAUCCAGAUAUAACAUCAAAAGUUUGUGAUUAUACUCUAUACAGUAAACCCUAUGAGAAUCCAACUGAUAAGAAGAGAUUGUUCAUCGCUCAUAACAAUUCGGGUCAUUUUGAUGCUUGA
This is a messenger RNA of Cylicocyclus nassatus, 948 nucleotides long. NCBI's taxonomy places the organism in Eukaryota, Metazoa, Nematoda, Chromadorea, Rhabditida, Strongylidae. The record is from the annotation of a GenBank genome assembly.